Messenger RNA from Pseudo-nitzschia multistriata, 4083 nucleotides. NCBI's taxonomy places the organism in Eukaryota, Bacillariophyta, Bacillariophyceae, Bacillariales, Bacillariaceae. The record is from the annotation of a GenBank genome assembly.
CUUAGCGGAGGUGAUGCGCAGCAGUGGCGGACCUCCCGUCCCCCGUAUGUACACAUUGUACUACGCUCGUACGUACGUAAGUCGUACGGUACCCAAUCUAGAAUCUAGAACCGAACCAUGCACCAAGGUGUGAUACUUUUAGUUCCUACGGUGCGUACGUACGUACCAYAAAUCGGUCGCUUCUCGUUUUGGUCCCAUGGCAUUAGGAAUUGGGACCCAAGCAACGACCCCGUCACAGUUUACCUCGUACGGUACCGUACGGUACUUACCAUAGAGACCGUGACACGAUAUAUUUUUUUAUGGUCGCGAGCGCGCCCAGAAUUUUUAAGGCCAUUUUUCCCGAAGCCGAGGCCUUCUUGUACGAUAUGGCGUACUUUUUCUGCGGACAACAAGCGUACCGGUACGGACCGUUGGUUAUGAUAAGGGGGUAUGUUGCGCGAAGUGUACCUACCGGUAGAGACAAAAUCGUGCGUGGAGCGAUGUUCGAACUCGCGUCCUAUUCCCAACGCUAGUACAAGUCCGGUAGGAAUAGCAGYUGGUAUGGUACAGGAAGCAAUAAUUGUACACUAACGUAGAGGGACAGUACUACAAUACAAUACCGACAGGUCCCGUGCCACAACAAAAGAAACAUGUUCGUUCAAGGCCUUUUUCGACGUCGAAACCGUCGGUCCGUUGCGGGAAUUUGCGCUUGCGCUUGKGUUGGUUCCGGGCCCUCGUUCUCCCCCACCGUACCGUAGGAUUGCCGGGUCGGGCCACACCAGCCGUCUCCCGCAGAGCGAUGCUCCCCACAAUCCACCAAGAGCGGUGCCGAGCCGCUGUUGUUGCUGUUGCUGCAAGAGACGCCGGAGAAAACACGCCCGUGCUUUGGUUGCGAGCCACGGCCUGAGCCAAACCGAAUCGGAUCGCAUCGGAUCGCAUCGGAUCGGAUCGGAUCGAAUCGAACCAAAGUCUUGCCGGAAACAACAAGGACACCAAAAGCGAUGAUGGAGUGCCUCCGCCAUGGACCCGCGGCAAUCCGCUGCCCCCGGCCACCGCCCCCCGGCGUUUGGUUGGCCUCCUGGAGCGUGGUCUUUCUCCUGCUCCCGGGCUUUUCCAACCUCCUGUACGUGGGAAGCCACGGGUUCCUCCGGUCCAGCUGCACGACGGUCGCCGAGUGGGCCUGGAUCGGGGCCUYUUCCCUCCUGGUCCUGCUGCCCCACGCCUUGGCGGAGCAAAGGGCCCGCAACCGCCGCAGCGAGCGCCGAGAGUCGGACGGGGACGGGCCCCUUGAGCGGGAGGGCAUCCUGCGGGAAGGCCCGGGCACCGGGCCCUCCCUUGCGGCCGGCCGCUCCCUCCUCGACUGGCUCUGGUUCUCUUCCGCCCUGCUGAGCCCGUGCCUGUGGAGGGGCCCGGGAGCCGUGUCGAAGUACUGGGACACGAGCGGGAGCGGCGGGGACCGGGGGGACGACGAACCGCACAAGCGGCUCCUGGUGCUGGCGGACGUCCUCGGAUACCUCGGUGGGAAGGCCGCGUGGCCCGCGAUGUGGAACCUGGCGGUCGUCCUCCUCCCGGUCCAGCGGGCCCACCGCCUCGUGGAAUACUACUGCUGCUCCGGCCCGGGCGGGCUUUCCACCCGGACCCACCUGGCCGRCCUCCACACGGGGGCCUCGRCCUCGAUCGCCGCCUGGCUCGCCGCCCACGCCUUGCUGCUGUCGGCGGCCUACGCGGUCCGGGCAAGGGGAUCGCUUCGGACCCUCGCCUGGGAGUUUCUCCCGCUCACCCCUUUCUACACCGAGGGAGCCGUCAACGGCGCGGGGUGGGCGGCCUCUCUGUGUUUGCUGGGGCUGUGGGCGACCUCCCUCCCGGCCGUCCGGAGGCGAUCCUACGAGCGGUGGUUCAAGAUGGGCCACGCGGGCUGCGCCCUGGGCUUUGUGUUGUGGUCCAACCUCCACGACUACAACACCCUUUUGUUUGCCUGGCCGGGGCUGCUCUCGUUUCUGGUGCGUGCUUGCUGGGAAGGGACGGUGGAACGUUGGGUUUCUUCUUGCUUGCCUGCCGCUGCGUGUUUGCCGUUGCUGGAUUGGUUGUUUGCUUGCUUGCUUGCUGGAUUGCCAUUGCGAAGAAACCUAACGCCUUUGCCUCGUUUGUUGCCGUGCCAGGUGGACAAAUUGCUGCGGUCCUUCGCCCUGCGCCACCCCGUGGUGCUCCAGGGCGCGGAGGCCCGCGGAAACACCCGGGUGGUCCGGUUCACGAUUCGCCCCCCRCCGUCCUGGUUCGAGGAGGGGCGGCUGUUCCCCGGCAGCCACUUGUACCUGAGGGACAGAGACAUCUCGCCCGGGGAGUGGCACCCGUUCACGGUGUCGGCCAUCGACCACCGGCGACGGAUCAUUUCGGUCCACGCCAAGGAACUGGGAGACUGGACGGCGGGCCUGGUCGACAAGUGGGGGUCGAUCGCCGCGGGCAACGAGAACCACAACGAGAACGGUGGAGAGCGAAACGGAACGGCCUCGUYCACCGCGGGCCUCGAGAUGGAGGGCCCCUACGGACCGGACCUGGGCCCGCCGAAGGACCCGCUGAAACGGCCUUGCCGCUACGUCUUUGUGGCCGGCGGGGUCGGCCUGACGGGGGUGUCCGAGGCCAUCCAGGCGUGCGCGGAGGAGGGGAUUCCCCUCGCCGUGCUCUGGCUGGUCCGCACCGGCGACGAGGCAGGGGCCCUCGGGGCCGACCUGCUGUGGAACCAGAGGUUUCGGGCGUCGUGGGCCGGGAYGCCCGCCGGAACAAGCCCGCCCUUUCGYGUCUUUGUGACCGGCGACGACGACGGCGAAUCGGGCCUUUCCGGGUUCGAUGCGUGGUCKCUGGACGACGAGGAGGCCCCGGAAAUCCAGGGCGACUCCGGGGCCGCUUCCGGCCGYYCGUUGUCCGCCGUGCUGGUGACGGUGGUGGCGGCAGGGUCCAUGGCCGUUGCSUUUUUGGUGGCGAGRCAGCYCUGCUGCUACCGGUCCGAUCCCUCCUCCRGGGGAAGGACCUGCGGCCCCGCAUGCGACACCAACGCCACUCCUUGCAGGGUGUGCGACACCCGGGAGGAGAUCUCCGCGGGCUCCUCCGGGGAAGGGGYCCCGUGCUGCGGGAUCCUUGUCUGCCACCUCUGUUUUCGGGGCCUCCCGGUGCUGCUGGUGGUUCUGCUGGCCCCGCUGCUGGCACGGGCGUUCCUGGGUUUGCUGGCAGRGAGGGACCGGUGGUGUUCUCGCUGGUUCUUGCGGCGGGUUCGCUACCGGUCGUUGCGGGAGGUGGCAGCCGGUGCCAGCGCGGACCACGGUGGGGAACCCCACUCCGGAAGCACGCCCACCGCGGCGUCGCAUCGGGAGCCGCCGGCGGGGCACCGCACACCGGGGGGGCCUCCCCUUUCGGAACUGGCGUCGGUCCGGUUUGGCCGGCCCCCCGACCUCGCCUCCGCGCUGGCAGAGGCGAUCUGCGACGCGGGGGAAGGCGGAAGCCGCGGCGACGGCCCGCGGGCCUUGCKCACGAGGGUAAUGGUGUGCGGGCCGACGAACCUGGUGCGGGCCGUACGGGAGAGCCUUGCCCGAACGAGCCACGGGGGCCGGGGGGGGCACCGAUCGGUUCUUGCCYCCGCAAACGAGAACGAGAUCGAKCUCGUCGUCGUGUAGGACCGAAGCUGCAAUCCGUGGAGCGAUCGAGCUGGUCUGUGUUUUCUUGCGCCACCAACAGACGCGUGCAAGUUUGUGGUCAUCGUUUACCGUAGCACYCCYGUUGUCUACUACAGAAAUUGUUCGAAUUCGUUCUUGACAUAYCGUAGUAUCCUGAUAUUUUGAAAAUAAUAUCGGAGCCUACCAGGGUACCAUAUGUGGAUUUUACUAUCAACUAAGCAACACGUGAGACCCCCUGUUUCGAACGAUCGAGUGGGAGAGUGCAAUGUGAAGAGUAGUUGGGUCGCCAAAAAAAAACCAAGUACAGAUAGUCACUCGUACGAAGUCAUUAAUAAUAUUGAAUACUUCGUURAGGUUCAUUUUUUGUUCUUCGAAAUUCAUUUCGUUAAACAAAAUAUCAACAUCACCCCUCAUAUUUCAAUAAAAUUAUCAAGACAGU